AUGGCGACGGGCUCGCUGAAGCAGGUCGCCAAGUGUCGCCUUCGCGAUCUUCUCGUCGCAAGCACCGCCGGUCGCACAUUCGCGUCAACGCCGAGUCCUGUCCAAACCGCUCUUCACCACGCGCGCGCUGAUUCCGCCGCGCGCACUAAAUCCGCCGCCACGAGCCCCUCGCCCGCUGUGCCCUCCGCCGGUACCACCGACUCUCUGCCGCCUGCCGCGUCGCAGCCCACGUCGCAAUCCGUGUCGCUCAGGUUUCCCAGCGGAUAUGUUCAACACGCCGCCCGUCCGCCGCACGGCCGCUGCCAUCCAGCUGUGCCUCCGCCGCUAGCCCCGCCGCUAGCCCCGCCGCUAGCCCCGCUGGGAGCGGUGUCGCGCACUCACGCACCUCACGCGCCGCACGUGCCUCACACGCUUUGGCCCGCCGCGCCACGCGCAGAUUCCGCAGCAGCAUCAGGCCAAAGCGUGUUCUGCGCACAACCACAAGCGGCUGCCCGCUGCCACCACUCUUCCGCCGAGCCGUGCCACCACGACGAGGCGUGCACAGAAAGCGGGGCCAUGUCAGCAGCUGAUGACGCGUCCGCGUGCUGGCUCUGUUCCGCCGAUCGCGGCGCUGAUGCGCGCGCGGGGGGAAAGGGCAACCCGUCCGACAUGCGCGCGGAUGCGGAAGCGGAGGGCGCGAGGGGCAGGGGGGAUGGCGCGAGCAAGCAGGGCGAUCCGCUGACGUGGCGGUUCUUCUGCGGAACAUGUGGCGCGCUGCAACCGGUGGACAAACGUACGGACCUGUUCGAACUGUUCGGCCUCCCGCGUGCAUUCGCCGUCGACCUAUCACUAUUGGAGCAGCGCUACAAGCAGCUGCAGAAGAUGCUGCACCCGGACCUGCAUGGGGGCAGAUCAGAGGAGGAGAGGGCACUAUCAGCGGAGCAAGCAGCGCAUGUCAUAGACGCCUACUACACGCUCCUCAGGCCACUCUCUCGCGCCAAGUACCUUCUGCGAGCUAGCGGCGUGACAGCAGCAGAGCUGAGUGGGGACAGCCCGGGGCGGGACCAACAGCUGCUCAUGGAGGUGAUGGAACUGAGGGAGACCGUUGAGGACGCUGACAGCCCCGAGGAGCUGCAAGCUCUGCAGUCACAG
Molecule: messenger RNA, 1131 nt
Organism: Closterium sp. Naga37s-1
Lineage: Eukaryota; Viridiplantae; Streptophyta; Zygnematophyceae; Desmidiales; Closteriaceae
Source: the annotation of a GenBank genome assembly